This is a messenger RNA of Mirounga angustirostris (Northern elephant seal), 2800 nucleotides long. RefSeq names its product killer cell lectin like receptor G2 (gene KLRG2). Bases 863 to 2095 code for a protein of 410 amino acids. NCBI's taxonomy places the organism in Eukaryota, Metazoa, Chordata, Mammalia, Carnivora, Phocidae. The transcript is spliced from 5 exons. The record is from RefSeq and is a predicted model, not a curated record.
ACAUGAGAGGGGGGAGGGUCAGAGGGAGAAGCAGACUCCCCGCCGAGCAGGGAGCCCGAUGCGGGACUCGAUCCCGGGACUCCAGGAUCAUGACCCAAGCCGAAGGCAGUCGCUUAACCAACUGAGCCACCCAGGCGCCCCGAUUAUGUAUACUUUUAAACGGUAUUCAGAUCACUGGCCAGGUUUGGGAACCCUGUACUGCACCACACCAGGCUGACUGGGGGCCAGGCUCCUCUCCCCGUGAAAAUACACGUUCAUGCUUAUUCAUCCCCCAGUUUUUAAUGAGUUAGGGUAGUAGGAGUCAUGCCUCCAGAGUGGCUGUCCCUGGGACUUCUGCUGUAGGGACGUCCACUCAGGUGUGGUGCCCCUUCCCCCACUACACUGUCGGGCAACCAGCUCUGCUACUUUUCCUCAGGCCGCCCAAUUUCCUUUGGACCCGCUGUUUUUUGAGGUCCCAGGAUCUCUUACACACUUGGCCAACCGCUCUCAGCCCAGACUGUAACUCUCAAAAUCAGCGCAAUGGCAGAGGGCCGUGGGACUGGGACAAAGAAGAGGAAGGAGUCAGGCGGGGCUCUGGGUUCUCCCUUCUGCCUCUACUUGCAGUUCUUUCUCGGUAACCCCGCGGGCAGGCCCUCCUCCGCUCCUUUCCCCGCAGCCCUGGGGAAGCCUAAGGGGGCGUGGCCAACAGAAUCCCGGCCGCAGCCAAUCCCAGCGGGGUCCUUCGGGUGGGCGGGGGCAGAGGGGCGUAGCCUGAAAACUUCCGCGACCGGGCUGGACCAAUCCCGACCCGGGAGGUGAAGCCGACUCCAUACCUGGGCCCAGGUGCGCUCGCUUGGCAUCUCUCGGUCGCUCCGCUCCCCGGAUGCAGCGGGCCCAGGCGGCGUCCGGAGGAGACCCACCCGGGGCCGAGUUCCCAAUGGAGCCCUUGGGGAGCCAGGGCGCGGGGCCAGAGCAGCCGCAGGUGCCCGUAGAGGAGCGACGGCUCGAGAGUCCCGAGAGCAGCCCGAGUCUGGCCCGCGCCGUAAAGGAAGCGGCGGGCGCAGGCCAGGACCUCUCGGGCGGGAAGAAGCUGCCGCCGCCUCGCCCGGCGCUCCUGCGGCUCCCGGCCCCCAGCCUGGGCUACGGCGCCUUCCGCCGCCAGGCCUCCGCCGGCUCCGAGCCGCCGUCGCCCGGCCCCACCGCGGCCGAGCAGCCCCGGGCCGGCGAGGCGCCGGGGGCCGAGCUGGCGCCCGGGGAGCCGCCGCAGGGCACCUGGGCCCCGGUGGAACUGCAGGUGGACGUGCGCGUCAAGUCCGUGGGCGUGGCGGGUGGCAGUCGCGCGCCCUCGCCGGCGCCGUCCCCGCGCUUCCUCACCGUGCCGGUGCCCGAGUCCCCGGCCUUCUCCCGCCACGCCUUUCCCGCCCUCCCGCUCCUGCAGCGGCCCCCCGCCCGGCCGGAGCGCGGCCUUGACGCCGAGGGCCGGGCGAGCCCCGCCGACGGGCGCUCGGAGCCCCCGGGCUCCCCCACGUGCCGCGGCCGCUGCGGGGAGCUGGGGCUGGAGAAGGAGGAGGACGCCGCGCUGCUGCACCGCGCCGAGACGGGCGGCGACGACGACAAGCUGCCCCGGGCCAUAAAGCUCAUAGGGCUGCCUAUGUACAUGAAGUCCCUGCGCUGGGCCCUGGCGGUCAUGGCUGUGUUUCUGGCUGUGUCCGCAGUCGCCAUCGUGGCUCUGGCUUCUAGAGCAGGGAUCAGGUGCCGGCCAUGCCCCCAGGGCUGGAUGUGGUCCGAGGAGCACUGCUACUACGUCUCUACUGAAGCUCAGGCCUGGGAGGCCAGCCAGGCGUUCUGCUCAGCUCACCAGGCUACCCUCCCGCUGCUGAGCCACACCCAGGACUUCUUGAGCAGAUACCCAGUCACCAAGUACUCCUGGGUGGCGGCCCGGCGAGGCCCCCAGGGCUGGCACUGGAUCGACGGGGCCCCACUAUCGCCCCCGCUGCUCCCGGAGGAAGCGGAGGACCAGACGGAGCUCAAGUGUGGGGGCCUGGAGGGAGGCAAGCUGGUAGCUUUGGACUGUGCCUCUCCAAGACCAUGGGUCUGCGCCAAGGGGACCAAGUGACUUGGGUUCCGCCCGUCCUGAGACUUGGGGGCAUGCAGUGCCCCCAGGGGAAGCCAGGUUGCUAGCUGUCGCAGCCUCUUCCCUGGACCCAGACUUCGGGGUCUCCCUGCUCUGUGCUCAGGGGACCCUUUCUGAGCCAACCAGGGACUGGACUUCCGGCUCAGGCAGGUCACGUCCAAGGGCGAGGAGGCUUUCUGUGGCCCUUCCAGCUUCUGAAGCGGUUCCCUUGGAAUGGUUUCUCUAGCAUUUUUGAGCCUAGGUUUCUCCCUCAUUAAAAUGGCCAUUUCCCAUCCUCUCCGUCACCUGCUUAAUCACACCUGCACACCCCCUCAGUCUUGGAGGACCCGAGGCCUUAGCGAUCCCAGUGCUGCCCGGCGGGUCUCACCUGAGCGCAGGGCCUGAGCCUCUGCUGGGAUGCCGCCUCCAGGCGGCUGGGCGCGUGGCCGACACCGUUGACCAACAGCGUCUGGAGGACAGACAGCAAGUGAGGAGUGGUCGCCCCUGGAGGAGGGAAGAGGAGGGUUUCCUUCCCGGCCCCGAGCUGGCAGAGGGUAAGGUUUGCGGUGUGCGGUGCUGGCGGGACUUCUGAGCAGCUGAUGCCCGAGGUGGGAAGAUGCAGAGGAUGGGACCCCUUGCCCCCCGGCCCGGGCAGGAGAACCAGGGAGCUGCAAGGCGUGGGGGUCCAAGUGAGGAAGGAAAUAAGAA